This is a messenger RNA of Chanos chanos (milkfish), 543 nucleotides long. RefSeq names its product lactoylglutathione lyase-like. The transcript has 6 exons. The record is from RefSeq and is a predicted model, not a curated record. Gene Ontology annotation, molecular function: metal ion binding; lactoylglutathione lyase activity. Bases 1 to 543 code for a protein of 180 amino acids. NCBI's taxonomy places the organism in Eukaryota, Metazoa, Chordata, Actinopteri, Gonorynchiformes, Chanidae.
AUGCUUGACCAAGGGCUUACCGACGAAGCUGCCGAUGCGGCUUGCAACGAGGGAGAUCCAAUCACCAAAGAUUACAUGAUGCAGCAGACCAUGUUUAGGGUGAAAGAUCCUGUUAAAUCGCUUGAUUUCUACACACGAGUCUUGGGCAUGACGUUACUACAGAAGAUAGACUUCCCCUCUAUGCACUUCACCAACUAUUUUCUUGGUUAUGAGGAGAAGAGGGAGAUUCCUGAGGACGUGAAGGAGAGAACAGCUUGGACAUUUUCUAGACGAGCCACCAUUGAGCUCACACAUAACUGGGGAUCUGAGAGAAAUGAGACGCAAACCUAUCACGAUGGGAACUCCGACCCCAAAGGAUUUGGGCACAUAGGAAUUACUGUUCCAGAUGUGUAUGCUGCCUGCAAACUGUUUGAACAAGAGGGAGUCACAUUUGUGAAGAAACCAGACGAAGGUAAAAUGAAAGGACUAGCAUUUAUACAAGACCCGGAUGGAUACUGGAUUGAAAUCCUGAGUCCUAAUAAUAUGGUCUCCAUAAUGCCGUAG